CACGAUGUAUGUUCAACCGUUCACCAUCAAGGUCAAUCAGAGCUGGUGACGAAUCCAUCCAACCCCACUGAGCGUCCCCAAGAUAGUUUGGCUAAGGUAAAACAGGAACACCAAACCAAACGUUCCAUUUUUGACGCUUCACCCUCGCUGGACAAACGAUCCAUGGAUUUUCGACGAGCAAAAGAUGACACAUCCCACCAGUCGUCCUGCAAAUCUUCCAGCUCAAUUCCAACCCUCCCCGGACUGGUGUAUGCGCCGGAGACGCAUCCAAAGCGGGUGCAUCCCAAAUACACCCAACCACGAGAUUUCCAUGACGAAAAUGAUUCCGAGCUUGAGGAAUUCCAAGCUUGAUGUAAUCAACUAAUUC
This is a messenger RNA of Dicrocoelium dendriticum, 367 nucleotides long. NCBI's taxonomy places the organism in Eukaryota, Metazoa, Platyhelminthes, Trematoda, Plagiorchiida, Dicrocoeliidae. The record is from the annotation of a GenBank genome assembly.